CAGAUCAACUGAUAAAAGGAAGAUAUGACUGAGAAUAAAAGAGGACGGGUGAGAAAAAAAUAGCAGGAAUGACCAUCAUUCUUUUUGCUUGAAGAGUGGUUUUCCUCUUCUUUUCACCUCUUUUUUCUCCCCUUUUUAAAACCUUGCCCUCUUGGGAACUCUUUUCCUUCUCCACACCUUUUAUAGGUACGGUAUACUUUUACAGUCAGUCAGUGAGAGCCUACAGUCAUUCUUUCUGAGGCUGAGGGAAAAAAAGCAGGAGGGCAUUACACAAACCCCUCAGUGUGGAAGGCACUCAGUAUCUCACCACAUCAUGACUACCAGAUCUGCGCUCCUGAUUCUGGCAGCCCUCGUUGGAUCCUGCGCUCAGUUUACAGACACUGUCUACACUGAUGUAAGAGAAAAUGAACUGUCAACAGAAACAUCAGAGGAGACAGAAAGUUACAUGCCAAUACUUUGCUCACCAAUACCUGGCCCCUUGUCUCCAUCCUCCUCAGUUGAUGCUCUCAGCCCUGCUGAUGUCUCAGCUGUUUACACCUUGGGAGUACCACUCUCACACAGGGAUGAAGCAUUCAGAGUGGUCAGCAGACUAACUGAAUUGCUGUCUAUGCUUAACCCUGAAAUGAUCACUCAACAUGUGGAUCAGACUUCUCUGCAGCCCAGGAGUUUGCUGGAGGAAGCUGAGGAACUGUCUUUGUCCCUGUCACAGCAGGUCUCAGACUGGAAGUUUGUGCUGUUGUUUGUCCCAGCAGAUUCCAUGUGUGCCUGUUCACCACAUGUUGCUGCAGAUGUUAACGCUGCUGUGCAGGAUGUGGAAGUGGCUCUGCAGAUAUUGCAAGAAAGGUUGCAUCGCACUUUAGUUCAUGUUGCAGUUUGGAGCGCAUAUCAUCAGCAGGACAAGUGUGAGUGUAUGAGAGAUGACGGCAUAAACCAACGCCUACGUAAAGCAACUCUCCUAAAAACACUGCAGGACUCUCUAAGUCAUGUCUUGAAAAAGCCAAGGUGGCACAGCAAAAGUGCAGACUUCACUGCCAUGCUACAGUCUGCCCCAGUUAUCCUUGAACCCAGCUCAGAUUCUGAUAACACAUGGUCUGAAACAAACCAAGUUGCUAUUCAGCUAUGGACAAACAUGCUUCAGCCAACAACGGGUCAGACAGAGGUCAUGGACGACAGUGUCAUCCCCAUUCCUUGCCCUACCCGGGAACGACCUUUCCUACGGACACAGAAAAAUUCCCCCUCUGACAGUGAAAAGACAGUUUACAGCAAAGCUUCUACAUUAACAGAUCCUGUUAUGGGUACUGAGAUAAACUGCACAGACCGCAGUCCAUCUCCCACUACACCAACUUCAGUUCAUCAACUCAGACCUGGAGAUAUCAAGGUCGUGGCAGCAGUAGGCGACUCUCUGACAGCAGCCAAUGGUGUGGGUGCAAAGACAGACAACCUUCUGUUAGUGAUUAGUGAGUACAGAGGACUGUCAUGGAGUAUUGGUGGUGAUGAAAACAUUACCACUGUAACCACUCUGCCAAACAUCCUGAAGGAGUUUAACCCCUCCCUGACUGGCUUCUCAGAGGGAAUAGGUAAUGAGGACAAUCCUAAGGCCUUUCUCAAUCAGGCUGUGGCAGGAGCAAAGAGUGGUGACAUGGUGCGACAGGUGCGCAUCCUAGUGGACAAAAUGAAAAGUGAUCCGCGCAUUGAUUUCCAUAAUGAUUGGAAAGUGAUCACCAUGUUUAUUGGAGGCAAUGACAUCUGUGACUUCUGCACUGACAGCGUCUUUUUCUCGCCCAGGAAUGUGGUCAUUCGUAUCCAACAAGCUCUGGACAUACUCCACAGUGAAGUUCCCCGUGCCAUUGUCAAUCUGGUAGAACUGUUAAACAUUGUACCGCUGCGUGAUCUGCACAAUGAUAAAAGUCUGGGCUGUCCCACCUGGUUUGUAAGUUUAGUUUGCCCCUGUAUCCUGAAGCCUAAAGCAGGAUCCUCUGAACUCCACAAGGUCAAUGACUUCAAUAGAGCUUAUCAGCGUACUAUGAGAGAGCUUAUUGACUCUGGGCGGUAUGACACACACGACAACUUCACUGUGGUGCUGCAGCCGUUCUUCAGAGAGGUUUUCCUUCCCAUGUUAGAGGAUGGCCGACCUGAUCGCUCUUACUUUUCACCCGACUGUUUUCAUCUCAGCCAGAAAGCUCACACUCUGAUGGCUCGUGCUCUGUGGAACAACAUGUUAGAGCCGGUGGGCAACAAGACUUUUACGCAAGACUUCACAGCUGGCAUUGAUUUGAAGUGUCCCUCUGAGACCAACCCAUUCUUCAGGACUGCUCUCAAUAGCAACUACACCUUUCCAGGCCCUCCACCCACUCCUCCUCCUGUUACAAACUGGGGAAGUGACUUCUCCUGCGUUAACACAGCUCCGUCCAACUCUGUGCCCACAUCAGCUCACAGGAUACGGCCAGCAGACAUCAAGGUGGUGGCUGCUCUGGGAGACUCUUUAACAACUGGGUUUGGUGCUAAGGCAAAGAAUCUGCUGCAGCUAAGAACCGAGUACAGAGGAGUGUCGUGGAGCAUCGGAGGAGACAAAAAUCUCGACACUGUCACAACAUUACCCAAUAUCCUUAAGAAGUUCAAUCCUAAAAUCAAAGGAGUGUCAAUUGGACAAGGGAAAAGACGGACUGGCUUCAACAUGGCUGUUUCAGGGGCUAAAAUAUCAGGAAUCCCUGGGCAGGUCCGGCGUCUGAUUGAUACCAUAAAAAAUGACUCUUCAGUGGAUUUCCAGAAUGACUGGAAGCUGGUGACCCUCUUCAUUGGAGGAAAUGACCUGUGUCAGUACUGCAACGACCGGGCCUCUUUGUCGCCUCAGAACUACAGCCGUCAUAUGAUGACAAGCUUGGACAUGUUGUACAAAGAGCUUCCCAGGACAAUAGUCAACGUCUUGGAGAUCCUGGAAAUUGAAGGACUUCGCAGGAUCAAAAGGGAUAGUCUUGGGUGCAGUGUGUUACAAAAGUAUGUCUGCCCAUGCUUCUUGUUGCCAGGAGAGGAUUCCCCCGAGCUGGCUGAAGUAAAACGGAUCAAUCGGCAAUUACAGAUCGAGACAGACAAACUGGUGAACGGAGGCCGCUACGAUGGCAGAGAGGACUUUGCUGUGGUCGUGCAGCCCUUUUUUCAAAACUCCAUUGUUCCUUUGAAUGCUGACGGCAGACCUGAUGCCACCUACUUCUCCGAGGACUGUUUCCAUUUCAGUGAACGGGGACAUGCUGACAUGGCUGCAGCUCUGUGGAAUAACAUGUUGGAGCCAGUGGGUAAAAAACAGACAUACAACAAUUUCACAAACGCCAGAAAUAACAUCAAAUGCCCCACUGAGGAGCAUCCAUACAUCUUCACAAAGGAGAACAGCUUGCCCGGUUCGACUAGCCACUCCAGCACCUGGAACCGACAGCACGGCUUCACCUCACAGCUCCACAACGCACAGCACGACCUCUCCUCUCACCUCCACCGGCACCACCUCAGCACCACCACCUCUCACCUCUGAUUGCUCGAACAAUUUGCCAGCAUGGCUCGCUGCUGUGACGGCGGUUACUGGUGUUCUGAUUGGUUUGGCUGCCACCUGGCUCCUCCUCCACUGCAGAGCCAAAAGAAGCAAGAGGAUGAUGGCGGCUGCAGUGGAGAUG
Molecule: messenger RNA, 3659 nt
Organism: Lates calcarifer (barramundi perch)
Lineage: Eukaryota; Metazoa; Chordata; Actinopteri; Centropomidae
Product: phospholipase B1, membrane-associated-like
Biological process (GO): phospholipid metabolic process
Cellular component (GO): brush border membrane
Molecular function (GO): retinyl-palmitate esterase activity; phosphatidylcholine lysophospholipase A1 activity; A2-type glycerophospholipase activity
Source: RefSeq, a predicted model, not a curated record